Molecule: messenger RNA, 2708 nt
Organism: Calypte anna (Anna's hummingbird)
Lineage: Eukaryota; Metazoa; Chordata; Aves; Apodiformes; Trochilidae
Gene: PAK1
Product: p21 (RAC1) activated kinase 1
Exons: 9
Coding region: 1-888 (295 amino acids)
Biological process (GO): regulation of actin cytoskeleton organization; regulation of MAPK cascade; protein phosphorylation
Cellular component (GO): cytoplasm
Molecular function (GO): protein serine/threonine kinase activity; ATP binding
Source: RefSeq, a predicted model, not a curated record
AUGCAGUGCCUUGAAGCUGAGGGAAGUAUUGUGAGUGUGGGUGACCCAAAAAAGAAGUACACGUGUUUUGAGAAGAUUGGACAAGGAGCCUCAGGUACAGUUUAUACAGCAAUGGAUGUAGCUACAGGACAGGAGGUUGCAAUCAAGCAGAUGAAUUUGCAGCAGCAGCCCAAAAAAGAACUGAUUAUUAAUGAAAUCCUUGUGAUGAGGGAAAACAAAAACCCCAACAUUGUCAACUACUUGGACAGCUACCUUGUGGGAGAAGAGCUCUGGGUGGUUAUGGAAUACCUGGCAGGAGGUUCCCUGACAGAUGUGGUGACAGAGACCUGCAUGGACGAAGGACAAAUCGCUGCUGUGUGCCGAGAGUGUCUCCAGGCUCUGGAAUUCCUCCAUUCAAACCAAGUUAUUCACAGAGACAUCAAGAGUGACAACAUCCUGCUGGGAAUGGAUGGCUCUGUCAAACUAACUGACUUUGGCUUCUGUGCCCAGAUCACUCCUGAGCAGAGCAAGCGCAGCACCAUGGUGGGGACCCCGUACUGGAUGGCACCUGAAGUGGUGACAAGGAAAGCGUACGGGCCCAAGGUUGACAUCUGGUCACUGGGGAUAAUGGCCAUCGAGAUGAUUGAAGGAGAACCCCCCUACCUCAACGAGAACCCCCUGAGAGCUCUGUAUCUCAUUGCUACCAACGGGACUCCAGAACUCCAGAAUCCAGAAAAACUUUCCCCCAUAUUCCGGGACUUUUUAAAUCGCUGCCUGGAAAUGGAUGUGGAAAAGAGAGGUUCUGCAAAAGAGCUGCUGCAACACCAGUUUCUGAAAAUUGCAAAGCCCCUGUCUAGUCUCACUCCUCUGAUUAUUGCAGCUAAAGAGGCAGCCAAGAACAACCAUUAAGGCAGUGGAGUCAACAAAAUCAUCGUGUCAAGUUUUUUAGAUGUGAAUUUCCUGCCCCUCUCCCCUCGUGCUCCUUCUUCCCAGGGGUAUCCUUAAAAACUUUGAUCUGCCCUGAAGGGUGGGAGAGGUUUUGGUCACUGAAUGUGGAAGGGCACAUGGACAUUGCUGAUCUUGCAGAGUCUCCCCGUCCUCGUGAUGGAGGUGAGAGGGGAAGAGUCUUUUGUAUGCCUGAGAUGAUCUUCCUGAGAACGUCUGAACCUGACCUCCAUGUAGUGAAGCCAGUUUGUUUUCAUCUCUCCUACUGUGCUUGUUUUUAAAAAUAAUGUGGAGCCUUUAGAUCACGUUUAUCUUAAUAAAUUAAAUCUUUCACUGGCUGGACGCCUGGCAAGCUGCUGUGACAUCACUGGGGCUGCUCUGUGCUUUGGAUGACUUGAGGAGGGAAGGAUGGAGUCAGCAGAAUGGGAACAGCUGUGACAACUAAAAGGGGAGCCCAGGACAUGGGUGCCCACCCCUCCUGCAGCUCUGCUGGAUGCUUCAAGGGAGCAGGGAGAAAGCCUCUUGGGUCCUUCCUGCAGCCACUGGAGAAGGCAAUUCAUGGAUGAUCUGUUUUUCCAAAACUGGGGGAGCUGGGGGCCUCCCACCUCCUUUAGCUUUGACUUAGCUACUUAAACAAAUCUCAAACAUUUCUGAUGCUCUAGAAGGGGAAUCACAGGAAAAAAUAGACAGAGAGCUCUUUCAGGUUGUUUUAUCAGCGCUUUGAGGCUUCUUGGAGACCUUUGCCCUGUGUGAUAAAACAAACAGAGCAAAUAUUCUUGCAAAGAUAAGAUUUGCCUGCAAAAUGAUGUUGAAAACUCUUGUUCCUUAGAGCAAAUCCAAUGGAAAACAAACUGACCAUGGAUGCUGCUUUCUUGGAGACGCGGGGACAUUAAUUUUUUGAAAUGAUAGAGUUUUCUUUAUGCUACUGAUUCCUUUGUUGCUAAUAGUCUGUAAACCAACAGGAAACCUGAGACUACUAGAGGGAUUGGUUGUAAACACUGGGCUUGUGUUCACCUGUAUGCUGAUUUUUAAUAAAAUGACUGAUGAGUUUCUUAACUCGGGUCUGAGGGAGGAUUGGAGAGUUCACUGUCACCAGGCAAGUUUGUUGGGUGGGAUUUUUGUUCACACCAUUACUGGGUGCUUGGAUGUGUUGGGUGAAGUGAUAUAACCCUAUAACCCUAUCUCUGACCUCUUCCUUAGUCCUUUGGAAUAGCAGGUGGCUCUCCAGGGAAUAACUUUACACAGAGAAAACUGAUGGAAGGUCUGUAUUAUAUCUGAAGGAGCUUUGGUCAUUUAUGGGGUGAGUUUAAACCCAUUCUGGAGUUACCUUUCAUCUCUCUCCAAAGCACUGGUGUUGCACAAAAGCUUCUUGCUGAGACCUGCUGCUGUGUUUGAAAUCAGAUGGAUUUUUCCUGUUUGCUCCAUAACACAGGACAGCUCUUACACAAGUUUGACUGAGUUUGUGAGGUCUUUUGCUUCUGUGGUGCCUUCUCUUAUCCAUUGUGCUCUAGGCUAGUCCCUGUUUCACACAAGGCUGAAAUCUCUCUCCCUUUUGUACAUAUAUUUCAUUUUCAUGUAAUAUUAAGAAUUUUCACCUGCAAAGCUUUUAUCCAAGGAGGAAUUUCUUGGGUGGAACAGGAAAGCUGCCAGCCUGGAGAGGGAUAUUAUGUGUUGAUGGGCUCCUGUGCUUGGGUGGAGAUUGGGAAGGCCCCUAGCCUUGAAUAAUAUCCUUUGAUAAGGACCUUGUUUAUAUUUUGUCUGGAGGGUUCACCAUGGAAUACGUA